CUAAAUUUUGAGACGCUCCGUUUGCAGGUUGCAUCUUCCUUCUCUCCAUGGCACUUCAUGAAGUGGAUCAUGGCCUUAUCAGCCAAUUAUUGGUGGACUCUGAGGAAAAUCUUAAUGUAUGCGCAGAGAAAAUGCAGCCCCCCUCUCCAUAUAACUGGAGUGCUGACUGGAGUUUUUGGAUCUCAAGCUCCACUUACAAAUAUAGGAAUGAGGAAUUCAAGAGACAGUUCGCACAUCUGCCAGAUUUGGAAAAGCUUGUCGUAGAUUAUGCCUGUGCUCUACAGAAAGAUAUCCUUCUUCAAGGACGCCUGUAUCUCUCUGAAAACUGGCUGUGUUUCUACAGCAACAUCUUCCGAUGGGAGACCACAAUUUCUAUCGCCUUGAAGGAUAUAACCUUCAUGACAAAGGAGAAGACGGCUCGGCUCAUCCCAAAUGCCAUCCAAAUUGCCACUGAAGGAGAGAAGUUUUUCUUCACUUCAUUCAGUGCCAGAGACAGAAGCUACCUCAGUAUCUUUCGAUUAUGGCAGAAUGCAUUGUUGGAGAAGAGAUUGACCAAGCAGGAAUUCUGGCAGCUUGUGCAUCAGAGCUAUGGUUCUGAGCUGGGCUUGAAUACAGAAGAGAUGGAAAACAUUUACUUAUCCUCUGAGAACGGACAGUCGAGAUCAAGCCUUUGUGACGAAUCUGGGGAGAAGGAGCUACCUAAAGCCAUUAGUGUAAUUCGAGAACCCAUUGCUCAGAUAUUUGAAGAUGAAACAGAGUCCCUUAAUGGAAACACACUGAAAGAGGGGGAUGAGCCAGAAGACUCUUACUAUUUUAAACAAGACAGGAGGAAUUCUCUGUUUCCUUCAGAAAGGAAGCCAGCUGAUGUAGGUCGAUGCAAAUUUUCAGUACAGUCAUUGGAUCUAAAUGAGAAGAGCAGUGCCUCAGAAAGUGAUGGAGAAGUUGAGGGAACCGUCCCUGAGAGUGAUCUUCAUGGAAAAAUCUUUAUCAAUCGGGUUUUCCGCAUUGGUGCAGAUAGGCUGUUUGAAAUGCUUUUCACCAAUUCCCAUUUCAUGCAGAGGUAUCUCACUACCAGAAAUAUAACAGAUACUGUAUCAUCCCCUUGGAACAGAGACGAUGAAGGCAAUCAGCUGAGGACCAUGACUUAUACUAUUGUGCUUAACAAUCCACUUGUUGGAAAAUUCACAACUGCAACAGAAAAGCAGGUCUUGCAUAAACGGAACCACAAGGAUCAGUCAUAUCAGAUAGACACAGAGGUGAUGACCCAUGAUGUGCCUUACCAUGAUUACUUCUACACUGUGUAUAGUUACCGUAUUGCCCGUAUGUCCAGUCAGAAAUGCAGACUACGGAUUUCCUCUGAUGUGAAAUAUAAGAAGCAACCAUGGGGGCUUGUCAAGAAUAUCAUAGAGAAGAAUACAUGGGGUGGGAUAAAGGAGAAUUUUAAGCAACUUGAAUCAGAAUUGAUCAUGGAAGAAUAUGCAAUAAACAAGCCUAUAGAGGAUCCAACGAAACUAGGUGUCCUGAGGAGGAGGAGAUGGACUUUACAAAAGAAUGUGGGAGAAGUGCUUCCUAAGCGCUCUGUGGAAUACUCUUCUGGAGACAAAGGACCAAAAAGGGAUGCAACGAAUAAGACCAUCACCAUCAUAGUGGUAAUGAGUAUCUUUCUACUCCUGCUAGUUUUGCUGAAUGUGACAUUGUUCCUCAAACUAUCAAAGAUUGAACAUGCAGCUCAAUCGUUUUACCGUGUUCACCUUCAGGAAGGUUCUGCCAAUUUAGCCAUUAAUGUGGCAUCCAGAGAAAGAAUAUCUCGGCAUGAUGCAGAUCAAGUCCAGCAUGUGAAAGGUGUGCUAAGGGAUUCUAUAGCAUUGCUUGAACAGCUGAAGAGUUCUCUUUCUAUGCUCCAAAGUAGCUUUGAUCAUCUAAACAAGACAAAAAUCAGGAAGCCUGAGAGUUGAUGUCACCAACACCAGCUACUAAGGGGAAUGAAGCUAUGUUGUAUUUAUGGCGAAACUGUUUAUUUUUCUCACAUUUUUCCUUGGCAACACUUGCAAGUCUUGCACAUCUAAUAAAUAUCUUUAUACAAUGAAUUUAGCUUUUUUUCAAUCUCCCCCUAAUCCGCUUGGCAUCUUUUUUUUCUUUUUUGUGUGAGCCAUUUUUUGAACUGUGAAUAUCUGGUGUGAAUGAGUAAGUACACUGAGUGGUCUGGGAAUUAUGUGAUAUGCAAAUUGAAAAGAGCCUCCAGCAAGCCAGUGUGAUAUGUAAAGAAACAUAAACUGGGCUCAGAUAGAUUUGAAGAAUUGGCAGUGCUGUGAAAGAAACAACAUAGAUUGUCUUGUGAAGGUUGUCAUACAUCCAUUUGCUC
This is a messenger RNA of Elgaria multicarinata webbii, 2362 nucleotides long. It is a transcript of the gene GRAMD1C, whose product is annotated as GRAM domain containing 1C. Gene Ontology annotation, biological process: intracellular sterol transport. Gene Ontology annotation, molecular function: cholesterol transfer activity; cholesterol binding. The coding region runs from base 48 to 1955 and encodes 635 amino acids. Gene Ontology annotation, cellular component: endoplasmic reticulum-plasma membrane contact site; endoplasmic reticulum membrane; plasma membrane. Lineage: Eukaryota; Metazoa; Chordata; Lepidosauria; Squamata; Anguidae. The transcript has 18 exons. The record is from RefSeq and is a predicted model, not a curated record.